This is a messenger RNA of Labrus mixtus (cuckoo wrasse), 1505 nucleotides long. RefSeq names its product green-sensitive opsin. The record is from RefSeq and is a predicted model, not a curated record. Gene Ontology annotation, molecular function: G protein-coupled receptor activity. Lineage: Eukaryota; Metazoa; Chordata; Actinopteri; Labriformes; Labridae. Gene Ontology annotation, biological process: phototransduction; G protein-coupled receptor signaling pathway; visual perception. Gene Ontology annotation, cellular component: membrane; photoreceptor outer segment. The transcript is spliced from 5 exons. Bases 73 to 1110 code for a protein of 345 amino acids.
AGCAGACCCUUGACUCCGGCAACAUUGCUCCUACUUAAUCUACUCAAUCCAUCCCAAUCCUAAUUGGCUAAAAUGGAGAAUGGCACAGAGGGCAAGAACUUCUACAUCCCCAUGAACAACAGGACGGGGCUUGUGAGGAGUCCUUUCCAUUAUCCACAGUAUUAUUUGGCAGAUCCAUGGAUGUUCAAGCUGCUUGCCGUCUACAUGUUCUUCCUCAUCUGCACUGGCUUCCCCAUCAACUUCCUGACACUGAUGGUCACAGCUCAGAACAAGAAACUCAGGCAACCUCUCAACUUCAUCCUGGUCAACUUGGCUGUGGCUGGACUCAUCAUGGUCUGCUUCGGUUUCACCAUCACCUUCGUCACUGCUAUCUACGGCUACUUCAUUUUUGGAACAAUGGGCUGUGCCCUUGAGGGAUUCAUGGCUACUCUUGGAGGUCAAGUUGCUCUCUGGUCAUUGGUGGUCCUGGCUGUUGAGAGAUACAUUGUUGUCUGCAAACCCAUGGGAAGCUUCAAGUUCUCUGGAACCCAUGCUGGAGCUGGAGUUGCUUUCACCUGGAUCAUGGCUAUGUGUUGCGCUGUCCCCCCACUGGUUGGAUGGUCCAGGUUCAUUCCUGAGGGUCUGCAGUGCUCCUGUGGACCUGACUACUACACUCUUGCUCCAGGCUUCAACAAUGAAUCAUACGUCAUGUACAUGUUCACCUGUCACUUCUGUUUGCCAGUUGGCACAAUCUUCUUUACCUAUGGAAGCCUUGUGCUGACAGUCAAAGCUGCCGCAGCUCAGCAGCAGGACUCAGAAUCCACCCAGAAAGCUGAGAGGGAGGUCACACGUAUGUGCAUCCUGAUGGUCUUGGGCUUCUUGGUGGCCUGGACACCAUAUGCUAGCUUUGCUGCAUGGAUCUUCUUCAACAAGGGUGCAGCUUUCUCUGCUGUAGCUAUGGCUGUCCCUGCCUUCUUCUCCAAGAGCUCAGCUCUGUUUAACCCUAUUAUCUAUGUGCUGUUUAACAAACAGUUCCGUAACUGCAUGCUAAGCACUAUUGGCAUGGGUGGCAUGGUGGAGGAUGAGACCUCAGUUUCUACCAGCAAGACAGAAGUCUCCUCUGUAUCUUAAGGAUAGAAACUUCACACCUAAAGACAUCCUUCUUCCUGUUGUCUUCCGGAUUCUGUAUGGCUGUCUUCAAGUGAAAAUAACCAAAGGAAACAAGCUAAUGAUCUUUUCUGCAACAAAUGGACAUUUAAAUGGGAAUACAUGCUGAUGUCAGCUUUUACUCUGCACAUUCUGAAAAACAACAGCAGAAAGAGAAUCUACGGAACAUCUCUGAAACAUAGCAGGAAGUGUUUUCUUAUAAUUGAUAUGGUGGUAUGUUUGGAUGUGUGGGUGGAUGCUUGUUGAAUGGUUGAAUAUUGUGGAGAGGUCAGCAUGUCUGUUGGCCUUUGUCAUAAUAUUCCGCACAUAUUUUAUAAACAAAAAGAUUAGAAAAGUUAUUAAAUGCAUGCAUGAAAAGA